CUUGGUUUAAGCGCGUGCACGUGCACUUGUCAUGUUACAAGAGCUGUGUGCACAGCUUGCAAGCUUGAACAUUUGAACGUGCUUCUUGUUCGGUUCCGUUCUCUUUACGAUUUAGUACGAAAUGCCCUACCUUGAUGAGCAAACCUUCAAUUUGUACGCUAGAGACGUCGGCACACAACUCACUCCGAAUACUACUCAGAAGACGACUUUAAUCGUUGCUGGCUGCUAUGUUAUACUUAUUGCUAUUCUCUGGCAUGUCCCAGUAUUGAGUUGGAUUAUAUACCCUUUCAAAUUGCUUACUGUGGGCUUCCAUGAGAUGAGCCAUGCAAUUGCUGGUAUCUUGACUUGUGCUACUAUCCAUUCCGUCGAGCUCGAUCCUGACGAAGGCGGCGAGACCCGCAUGUCGGGCGGUGUACCAUGGAUCACCCUUCCUGCCGGAUACCUUGGGUCCUCACUCAUUGGCGCUUCUCUUAUUGCAUGUGGAUUUGAUACCAAUGCGAGCAAAAUAGCUUGUAUUGUUCUUGGUGUAUUUUUCAUCUUCACGUUAUGGUGGGCGCGCAAGAAUUGGCUGACAUGGAUACUCAUUCUUGGAAUGUCUGGCUUGAUCGUGUUAUUCUGGCUAGUGGCGGACAGCGUUGCGUUGCGCUUCUUUGUCUUGUUUGUUGGCGUGAUGUCGGAUUUGUAUGUGCUGUGGGACGUGAUAGACGAUACCAUCGCGCGGAAAGUCAACAGCUCCGAUGCAUCCGCGUUCGCUCGGGUUUGUGGCUGUUUCCCAUCUCAAGUGUGGGGCGUCAUUUGGCUUAUCGUAGCCUUCAUGUUCUUUGCCGCUGGCAUCAUAGUGGGGCUAGUUGCGUUCAAGGAGUCUUCGUCGGAACAGGAAUCGGCAGCCGCACACUUCCUUCCUGCUCCAGGAUCGAGCGGUGCCAUGACAUCUGUACCAUUACCGGGUGUCCUCUUAAUGAUUGUUACGACCCUCUCAUGGAAGUUGUUGUUGUGACUUUGAAAAUCAGAACCAGUGAUUGGGCUUAUUGAUACCAGAUAUGACAAUCCUGUAGCUUUUACUGUUGGUUCUAGAUGCAGAAUGAUGCUUUGUAUACUUGACUUGUUGAUACUGUUUUGAUCCGACCUUUUUUGAUCCCAGCACUAUUUUGAUAACUCCUGCACUGCGUGCCACACUGUUACAGUCCUCGCUGGUACGUCGAUGCAGAGAUCUUGUUAUUGAUAUUCACGUCACCGAACGAACGGUUGACUUCGGAACACGGACUACAGGCUACAUACUGCUUGACCCGGUGAACCCUAUUUACAGUAGCCUAGUGCCGAGAUCUUAGCGGUGGU
This is a messenger RNA of Suillus plorans, 1335 nucleotides long. Its product is annotated as peptidase M50B-like-domain-containing protein. The record is from RefSeq and is a predicted model, not a curated record. Lineage: Eukaryota; Fungi; Basidiomycota; Agaricomycetes; Boletales; Suillaceae. The coding region runs from base 122 to 997 and encodes 291 amino acids. The transcript is spliced from 11 exons.